AUGUCUAAUUCAAGCUCUGAUCAUCCCACCGUCCAAGUCGAGUUUGGAGGUCAGAAGGUCGAUGUACCUAAAGGCGGCUAUUACGAUCGUUAUCGCAUGAACCCGAACUUGGAUGAGGUAGCCGGCGAUCCGGCAGUUGGACCAGACAUCGAUUUUUUUCGGCAAAUUCCAAAGAAACUGGUCGACUCGAGGGUCGGCCAGGUAUACACUCCGAAUUUCUAUUACCGCACAAGCAGUGUCCAGCUUCUCUUUCUCGCGCCCCUUGACAACUUGAAGUCGAAGCUCCCAGCUCCUUUAGAGCCCAUCACAGCAUUCCCUGGAUAUGGAUUGGUGGCAAUGACGUUUUAUUCCUACCUCGUCUGCGACAACGAUCCUUAUAAAGAGGUCUCUAUUGCUAUUAUCGUCCGCCAGCCAGGUAAAAACAGUUACAGUACAACCCAAUUGCUAAGCUCUCUAUGGAAUCAAACCUUCUAUGGAUACGUUUUGGCUCUACCUGUUGAUACCGAAAUUGCUCGAGUACGUGGUGUAUACGGAUACCAACUCCCUAAAUGGCUCGCCAAUAUUAGCUUGGAUAUGGACGAAGAAAAUAUCAAAGCUAGUAUCACUGCAACUGAUGGGAAGCUUGAUUUGGCGCUGGAUGUGCCCUGUCCGGAGCUAAAAGCAAUUCCGUCGCAAUCCCGGAUAGUCAAUAACAACGCGAUCAACAAGAUCGACGAGAAAUGGUACCAAGUGACAGUCCAGACGAACCCACUUUUGGGGGCGCAGCGUCUCUUCCCUCGUGAUGUCAUCAUGUAUCGAGGCAAAGGACCACUGAGCGAACUUCUUAAUGAAUUGGGCGCCUGGACCAUCUUGCGGAUGGAUUUACUCAAGGAUGCCCAGAUGGUCUUGAAUAUGCCAGUCCCCAUUAAAGCAUUUGAUAGUGUUAAGAUUUAG
Molecule: messenger RNA, 933 nt
Organism: Penicillium griseofulvum
Lineage: Eukaryota; Fungi; Ascomycota; Eurotiomycetes; Eurotiales; Aspergillaceae
Product: Acetoacetate decarboxylase
Exons: 2
Coding region: 1-933 (310 amino acids)
Molecular function (GO): lyase activity
Source: RefSeq, a predicted model, not a curated record